Molecule: messenger RNA, 1113 nt
Organism: Eurytemora carolleeae
Lineage: Eukaryota; Metazoa; Arthropoda; Copepoda; Calanoida; Temoridae
Gene: PI31
Product: proteasome inhibitor PI31 subunit
Exons: 8
Coding region: 80-913 (277 amino acids)
Biological process (GO): proteasome-mediated ubiquitin-dependent protein catabolic process
Molecular function (GO): endopeptidase inhibitor activity; proteasome binding
Source: RefSeq, a predicted model, not a curated record
AGUUUAAAUUUCAGAUAAAAUAAAUGUCUUAGUUUAAGAAGUAUCCAUAGAUCUGCCACUAGUUCCAUCAGGAUACAAGAUGAGCUGGUAUGGCCUGGAGACCCUGUAUAGUAGUAUGGUGAAGGAUUUGAAGUCUAGGAAUGAUGUUCUUGUCGUCUUCAUACACUGGACACUCACAAGAGAAGGAUGGAGAUGUACAGGAAGUGGAGACAGGAAAGAUGGGACAGGAAGUGAAUUACUUCCUGCCUCAUGGAACUCAGAUACUUCCGUUUACCAGCUUAACUACCAGGAUACAGAUGAUAGUCACUAUACACUAAAGGUUGUGAUGGUUGGUGAAUCCGCCCUGUGCAGUUUACUGAGAAUACAGGAUAACAAGAAUACAGACACUACUGUACACUUACAGAACUAUAUAAACGAGGACGUGUCCUCCUAUGAAGCUGGUUUCAAGGACAAGGACGGGUUGAGGACAAAAAUAGAAGAUCUUCUUCAGAUUUUCAAAACAAAACAGGGUAGUAGCGGAGGUACUAAUGAUAAAACUCAACCUCAGAAUCCGGAGGUUGAUCCUCUCAGGGCUGGACCGUCUUAUGAUCCCUUGAGAUCCGGCCGACGGCCGAGGCUAGAUGAAGGACCCCCUGGCUGGGAUGGUGUUGGGCCUCCAAGAAUCGGAGGCUCGGAUUUAGAUCCAUUAGGUGGAAUGCAUGGAGGAGGAAUGCUAAUGGAUCCAAUGCAUGGAGGACGACCCAUGAAUCCAAGGUGGGACCCUGUAGGUCCAACCGGGCCCCUAGGAGGAGACCCAUUGGGAGGAGGUCCGUUAGGAGGUCCGUUGGGAGGUGGACGUCUGGGAGGAGGAGGAGGACGAAGAAACUAUGGGGACGCAAUGCGUCCACCAGAUUGGGACAAUAUGUUCAUGUAAUCAGUCAUGUUGUUACAUAUCAUGCACAGUGUACAAUCAUGUUGUACAUGUUUUUUUUGCCAAAUUUUAUGUUAAAAAUUGGGAUGUAAUGGGAAACCAUAUUUUGCACGUUAAAACAGAAAAAAGAAGAAGUUCCGAUUUGUUACAAUGUGAUAUAGCUCAGUACUUUGUAUAGUUUUGCAAUACAUCAUAAUGCAUUA